Messenger RNA from Aspergillus calidoustus, 996 nucleotides. NCBI's taxonomy places the organism in Eukaryota, Fungi, Ascomycota, Eurotiomycetes, Eurotiales, Aspergillaceae. The record is from the annotation of a GenBank genome assembly.
AUGCCCUCAAGAAUCAUCUUCCUCAUGGGCGCUCCCACAACCUCAAGCCUACAGUGGGAUGAAAGUGGUUUAUUGAGCACAUCCAUACCUCCAUUUCAAGACCCUGAUAUCCACGGUGUCCAUGAUGAAGCACACCAGCUACUUCUCAAGACCGAUUCAGUAAAGUGGAGGCUAUUGCAAAAUCCAAUCAUUGCAGAAACGCUUCCUCCAAAGCGCUCGUCGACUCUUACUGAUAGAGCCCAAUUCCUGACAACUCAUCAUCUUGCAACGUCUGCUGGUACACGAACAACCGGGCCAGAGGAAUCGGAACUCUCCAAGUUUUACGAUCACUCAUUCACUGUGCACGAGACAUCAGAGAUAUCUGCGAACGCCCCCGCUGGAGAAUCUGGUAUAGAGAGUGGUCUUUGGACUGAAAGCACUCAGACCUCUGUUGUGAGCAACGAUGAAGGAGAAACCUUGAAGUUCAGGCAGUCUGUUUCAGGUGGCCUCACAAACCUACAAGACAUACCCAACGCAGAUUAUCUGAAUUCGAUUAUGCCACAGACUAUGACGGUCAACCUUAUUGUUGCGGUUAUCGAAAUACGACCACCACGGCGCAUUGUGACAAGGCAGUGGAGGAGAGAACAGGAUAUCGUUGAAGCUGUGGUUGGGGAUGAAACUCGGACCGGGUUUGGGGUCACAUUCUGGCUUCCUCCGAGCGACGACGCUGCCGCUCACGGUUGCGGCGAUGACAGCGGAAAGGACAUUCGAACGUCGCUUAUGCGACUUCGACCACGGGAUAUUGUCCUGCUACGCACGGUAGGACUGGGCUGUUUCCGGGAACGGGUCUAUGGGCAAAGUCUGCGAAGAGGGCUAACCAAGAUCGAGCUUCUACACCGACGGCAGGUGGACGCAACGGAUACAAGCGGUAUCUAUAAACUGCGGGACAUACUGAACCACGAGGCCAAGAAUGAUGAUCUGCCGCUGGUGAAAGUGAGCAAGAUGUGUUAUAAUUAG